UCGUGAUUUGAAAGCAUUGGAAUUCUCUACCCAUAUCCGUCAUUGAACUUGCACUUUUAAUCAUGUCCGCUGCACCCAUAUCGACUCCUACUGAGGCACCCCGACAGGAGUUGAUGUCAGCCUUGUCAACACUGCUUGAAGCUGGCAAAUAUUCGGACCUUACCAUUGUUUCCGGUUCGAAGACAUAUGCUGUGCAUAGAGCUAUUAUCUGCUCGAGAAGCGGUUUCUUUGACGGCGCAGUCAGCUCUCCGUUUAGAGAGUCGCAAUCGAGUAUCAUCGAUCUAAGCGAAGAUGACCCAACUGCCGUUGAACAUAUGGUGCACUACUUUUACCAUCUUGAUUACCUUCUACCGCCCCAGCCACGCCUCCAUACUCCCCAGUCCUCCCCCGCACAGUCCCUUCCAACGUCCCCAAUGUCCCCACCUGGCUCCGCUUUCUCCCCCCUUUCCCCAUGCUCUGCAACCGCACAGCAAUCUUUCCGCCGACCCCGCAAACUCAAUCUUGCCAUGGUUGAGGAUCCCCUCAUAGCUACCGCGGCGGCCAACGCUCACAACGUUGAUUCCUGCCUCCCCCUCUCCCCUGAAAUGCCAGCUUCCCCUUCUGUGGGGACCAAAUCCAACCCCUUUACGCUCGACUCCGCUCUUGAUGAUACUGGGAGCGAUACAAACCCCUUCGAACUCCUCUCCGACCUGGAAGUCUCUCCAACCCCUGAGCCCCACCUGAUGGCCCACGCGCGUGUCUAUGCGUUGGCGGAUAAGUACCACAUUGCCGGACUGAAGACCCUGGCCGGCGCCAAGUUCGCAUGCCAGGUCCAAACGCAUUGGGCGGGCGAAGAGUUUGCGGAUUCACUCGUGGAGGUCUAUGAGAAUAGCUUGGAGACUGAUAGGGGCCUGCGGGAUGUUUGCUUGCAGGUGUUCAGGGAGCACAGAGAAAUUGCGGAGCGGAGAGAGAUCCAGGAGGCGGUCAAAGGGACCCCGGAGCUGGCCUGGGAGUUGUUGAGGACGACAUUGGGGCUGCCUAUAUGCUGAUCCACGGCUCAAUGUCCAUAGCAACGAAUUGGCAUUAAGCAGACUGAGUCCGGUUGCUUGGGGAUUGCCCUUUGAUUGAGCGAUUAUAAAAGUUUUAGGCGACAAGAUCGCAGGCAUUCCAAGUGCUGGAGCCAUGACCGCAAUUGUCGUAUAUUGGAUUUAUUACUUUGGAUACCUACCGAUUGAUGAAACACCAGCGGCUUUCAAAUCUUCUGUACGACCACCUCUUCAACCCUUUCGACCAUACCCUGAACGCAAAGUUCCACAUCUAGUAUCACAUCACUCUUCAGAGGUUCAAACAUGGUACAUAUGGCCUAUCCGUAAUUCACCAUCCCUACUUCCAAUGUCUUCCCCUUAGGUUAAUGUGCGCGGAAUGCUCAAACGUCCAAGGCUUGAGAUGAGA
Eremomyces bilateralis CBS 781.70 is the source of this 1431-nucleotide messenger RNA. RefSeq lists its product as uncharacterized. The record is from RefSeq and is a predicted model, not a curated record. The transcript is spliced from 3 exons. Gene Ontology annotation, molecular function: protein binding. The coding region runs from base 63 to 1028 and encodes 321 amino acids. Lineage: Eukaryota; Fungi; Ascomycota; Dothideomycetes; Eremomycetales; Eremomycetaceae.